Messenger RNA from Toxoplasma gondii ME49, 3087 nucleotides. RefSeq names its product protoporphyrinogen oxidase. The record is from RefSeq and is a predicted model, not a curated record. The transcript has a single exon. The coding region runs from base 1 to 3087 and encodes 1028 amino acids. NCBI's taxonomy places the organism in Eukaryota, Apicomplexa, Conoidasida, Eucoccidiorida, Sarcocystidae. Gene Ontology annotation, molecular function: oxidoreductase activity.
AUGAGCUGGAUGUCCACCAGACCUUUCUCCCUCCCCCGGGGAGGAAACAGGGCGGCGCGCCUCCUCCACUCCAACACUCGCCUUUCUCUUCAUUCCCCUCCCCCCGCGUCUCCCUCCUUCUCUCGCCUCUGUUCGUUUUCUUCUCCAUUCUCGACUUCGUUGCGACUUGCUCGUCCAUCUUCUGGCUCCGCCUCUCCCGCAUCUUUGAAUGCGCAUGUCUCUUCUUCGUCGACUUAUGCCUCUUCUUCGUCGCGCUGUCUCACGUCCUCAUCUCAUUGCGUCUCCUCGGUGUCUCCUUCACCCUCGUCAGAUCGGACUGUCCCCGUCUGUCAGGCCGAGGUGCUUGUUGUGGGCGCCGGUCUGACGGGCCUCACGGCGGCGCACACCUUCUUUUCUCGUCUGCCUCCCUCUGCAAGGAAAGCGCUUCAACAGAGGCUUCUUGCCAGAGGAAAGGAACUGCGGAAUAGAGACUUAUCAUCUCCUACACACAGCCCUGUUCCACAUGUUUGUUCCUCUCCUUCCUUUCCUUCUUCCUCCCUUUCCUCUUCUUCCUCUCAUCGUUCCUCUUCGCCUUCGUCUCCGUCUCCUGCUUCUCCCUCCGCUGCUUCUCUGACUUCUUCGUCAUCCCUGAUGAUCGUCACAGAUGCUUCGGGGCGCGCGGGAGGCUGUCUGUACACCAGGAAGAGUCCGUGUGGGCGUUUCCUGUUUGACGUCGGCGCGAAUAGUUUUCGUCUGACGCGUGGAACGCUGAAACUUGUGAAUGACCUGGGACUUCUCUCUCAACUCCAGAGGGCGGACUCGCGAUUUGAGCGAUUUGUCGGCUUCGACGGCCGGCUGCACUCUCUCCCUUUUUCGUCUUUGCUGGCGCUGUUCUCCUCCAGCCUCCUCUCGCGCUCUGGCAAACUCCGGCUUCUUGCAGGUCUCCUGGGGAUCUUUCCUCCCAAGUUCCUCUGGAACCUGAUGAACUCCUCUUCUUCACAGAAGGCGGCUCUCUCGAGUCCGCCGCCUUCUGCCAGGUGCUCGUCGCGUUCGUCUCCCGUCUUCUCGUCCUCCUCUCCGUCCCCGCCUGACCCCAGGAACGAAGAAGCGGCGUCUCCCACCAGCGUGUUCUCGCGAUCUGCCUGCUCGGAAAGAGAGGAAGAGACCGUUGAAGCGUUCAUCGCUCGGCGUCUCGGCCCGGAGGUGCACCGGCGGAUCCUGGAUGCUCUGGUCACCGGAAUCUGCGCAGGCGACGCCUCUCAGCUGUCGAUGAAGGCGACCCUUCCUGCGGCCUACGCCGCUCUUGACCGCGGCUUGGUCGUCUAUGCUCUGGAGUCUUUGGCUGCAAAGGUCGCGUCACUUUGGAGACGCGACAUGGAAGAAAACUCGAAAAAUGGAGACACUUCUCGGCAAGCGUGUAGCCGUCUUAACGAGAGUGAGACGGAGCGCGAGACCGGGCGCGACGGGGCCACAGGAGCAGGGGAGAAAACCAGCGGAGACGAGAGCGAGAAAAAGGCGCAGAGCAUGCGAGCAGACCCCCAGAUCGCUGGUGGCGACAUGCAAGGAAUCGCCAAUUUCGAUGAUGGAAUGGAGGCGCUCAUCAACGCCCUCGUUGCGAAGCUCCCUGUAUCGACACCUCAGGACGAGGAUGGCGUCGUGGAUUGCUCCCUCCGGCUUCAGUGGAGGCUGAGGUCGCUGACCUGUUUCCGUCCAGAUGCCGGCGGGACGUCGACGGCUUUAGACUCUUCAUGUGACGCAGCUGCUUCCUCUUCGAGUGCUGCGUCUCUCGCGUCGUCCGGUGCACACUCUCCGCCUUCCUCGCUUUGGUUCGACGCCCUGUUUGAGACUCCAGAGGGCCUGCGCCGUGUACAGACACCCCAUGUCCUGUUGACGAUUCCACCAGCGGCGGUCGCGAGUGCGCUCAGCUCCUGCUUUUCCUCGUCUCUUCUGGAGCGCCUCGCUGCGCUGCCGCAUGCGUCGAUGGCUCUCGUCACGAUCGCGUACUCAAAAGCGCGCCUCAGGCACAUCCUCUGGGAAGCCGCGAAGCGGGAGAGCCUUCUCAGAACCUCGGAUUCAGGAGAAGAGAAUUAUGUCUUUCUGGAUGAAGGCGACUCGCCGCGUACGAUGGAAAGACGCGUUAGAGAUACACGGGUGACGAGGCAAAGAGACGCAUGCCCAGGCAUCUCUUCUUUUGGUUGUGAAACUCAGGAUCCCAAUCCUUCAGUUCCCAAGGCGGCAUGUGCAUCGCGGAUGCCUUCCUCGUCUUCUUCUCCCAUAUCAACGGCUUUCACUGGUGAGACACAAACAGCGGAGUCUUCGAAGCGACCUGGCCGGGUGGCGGGUGGUGGGCUGCAGGAGAGACAAAACGCGCCGUCGUCCUCUCGCGUUUCGCAGCCUCUUGGGUCACUCGAGGGCGGCGGACGGAGCUGCCUCGGCUUCGGCUUUCUUCUGUCCAACGAGGAGCGGAUCCGCCACAGAUGGAAAACUUUGGGAGGGAUCUUCGUCUCGGAUGUCUUCCACGGAAGAGUCCCGGAGUCGAGCGAUUCUAUCUUCCGUGGCGCGAAGGAUGCAGAAACGGCAGCGGGUCACGAAGAAGAAGAAAACGAAGCGGAAGGAGAUGUGAGCUUGGUGACGAUGUUUGUCGGGGGAAUUCGGGAGGGCGAUGCCGUUAUAAAGGAGGCCGACGAGGCCUUGGGUGAGGCAGCUCUUGAGGACUUCUUUCGGGCGUUCGCGAGUCUGUCACGAGACGGAGAGGCGCCGAGGAGUCUGUCGACAGAGACCAAGGAAAAACUCAGACAGUGCGGAACUGUGCUACAUGUACAGCGCUGGGUUGACACCAUUCCCCAGUACGUGACGAGUCACGACAGACUGAAGAGCGACCUCAAGGCCGAAAUCGCUGAGCUAUUUCGGGCGCGUGAAAGCGAGGCCUUGGACACCCAAACAGACACGACGAUAGAAGGGAAACAGCACGGUGCGGGUCAGGAGAGACUCAUUGUGGAAGGAAACUGGAUCAGUGGAGCAGCUGUUGGAGACCGGAUCGACGCUGGUGAGAAGGCCGGCCUUCGUUUGACCGCCAGUGCGAUCCGACGAGGCGAGUUCGAACCGUGA